AGACAGGCCCAGCUCCCUCUUCCCCUUGAGCAGGCAGGGCGACGCCCCCUGCAGCAGGCCCGUGAUUCAGUUGCUCUGACUGAUGAGGAGCUUGGGCCCGGGAGGAGUGUCGCACAGCCCCAGCCUGGUCCGUCCUCAGCCCUGGAUUGACGUCCAUGCUGUCCUGGGACCGUUUCAGCGGCCUAGUGGGGAGUCUGCUUUCUCCUCCGUCCUGUGUCUUGGGCUCAGGCAUGUGCCUGCUGCCCCUUUGUGGCCACAAGUAUGUAUCGGGCCCAGGGUGGCGCUCGGGACCCUCCCCUGUUGGGCUUAGAGACAUGGACGGCCCUUGCUGGCUGGAAGCUGCGGUGAGUGUGUGAAGGGCCCUCAGUCUUCCCUGAGGAAGGCCCUGCCUGCUCUUGGCUCUCACUGCUCCCAGGCCAUCUGCCAUCCGCUUUCCCCAGGUGCCUCCGUUUCUCUCUGACUUCUUGCCUGUUUUCCCUAACUCUGAGAGAUUACCUGCCUUCAAGUGCAGGAGAAAGCAGACAUCUUCCCUACAAGCCCGAGACCUAGCCCCCAGUAGAGCUGGCCAACCACCUGCCACGGAGCAGGCCACUGGUGCCUUGGCCAGGGUGCUUGUGGUGCCAGUCUGCUGCGUCUCAGUCACAUUCCGCCUGCUUUGCUGCCCUCAAGAAGCCAGAGAUGACCUAGUGUCUGACACCUCUGAACAAAGGGGCCUUUAUAGCCCCUUCCUCAACUCCCUCACCAUCCCCCAUGCUCCCCAGCCUGCCCCGGUUGCGGCCACUUCCUUUUGGGUGCCCCUCUGAGAUUCCAGACAGAGCCCAGGAGCCCCCAGGUUCCCAUUGUGAUGCAAGGACAGAACAGAACCCUGGGCCGCAGGCAGGUGGCUGGUGGGUAUCCCACCUCCCACCCCCAGCACGGCAGUGGAGAUGAUCAAGGUAGAACACCUGAAGGAGAAGCUCAUUAGCCAGGCCCAGGAAGUGAGCCGACUGCGAUCUGAGCUGGGGGGCACCGACUUGGAGAAGCACCGGGACCUGCUGAUGGUGGAGAAUGAGCGACUGAGGCAGGAGAUGCGGCGCUGUGAGGCCGAGCUGCAAGAGCUGCGCACAAAGCCAGCAGGUCCCUGCCCAGGUUGUGAGCACAGCCAGGAGAGCGCCCAGCUCCGUGACAAGCUGUCCCAGCUGCAGCUGGAGAUGGCGGAAAGCAAAGGCAUGCUGUCAGAGCUGAACCUAGAGGUGCAGCAGAAGACCGACCGGCUGGCUGAGGUGGAGCUGCGGCUCAAGGACUGCCUGGCUGAGAAGGCACAGGAGGAGGAGCGGCUCAGUCGGCGCCUGCGUGACAGCCACGAGACCAUUGCCAGCCUGCGGGCCCAGUCCCCACCUGUCAAGUAUGUCAUCAAGACAGUGGAGGUGGAGUCGUCCAAGACCAAGCAGGCCCUCAGCGAGUCCCAGGCCCGGAACCAGCACCUGCAGGAGCAGGUGGCUAUGCAGAGGCAGGUGCUGAAGGAGAUGGAACAGCAGCUGCAGAGCUCACACCAGCUGACCGCGCGGCUCCGGGCGCAGAUUGCCAUGUAUGAGUCAGAGCUGGAGCGGGCCCAUGGGCAGAUGCUGGAGGAGAUGCAGUCCCUGGAAGAGGACAAGAACCGAGCCAUUGAGGAGGCCUUUGCCAGAGCCCAGGUGGAGAUGAAGGCUGUGCACGAGAAUCUAGCAGGCGUCCGGACCAACUUGCUGACCUUGCAGCCGGCACUGCGGACCCUCACCAAUGACUACAAUGGGCUCAAGCGGCAGGUGCGCGGCUUCCCACUGCUGCUGCAGGAGGCCCUCAGGAGUGUCAAGGCCGAGAUAGGCCAGGCCAUCGAGGAGGUCAACAGCAACAACCAGGAGCUGCUGCGCAAGUACCGCCGCGAGCUGCAGCUGCGUAAGAAGUGCCACAAUGAGCUCGUGCGGCUGAAAGGGAACAUCCGAGUGAUUGCUCGUGUCCGGCCAGUCACCAAAGAGGAUGGGGAAGGACCUGAGGCCACCAAUGCUGUGACGUUCGAUGCCGACGACGACUCCAUCAUCCACCUGCUGCACAAGGGCAAGCCUGUGUCCUUCGAGCUGGACAAGGUCUUCUCCCCACAGGCCUCGCAGCAGGACGUGUUCCAGGAGGUGCAGGCCCUGGUCACCUCUUGCAUUGAUGGCUUCAAUGUCUGCAUCUUUGCGUACGGCCAGACGGGCGCCGGCAAGACGUACACGAUGGAGGGGACCGCUGAGAACCCAGGUAUCAACCAGCGGGCCCUGCAGCUGCUCUUCUCUGAGGUGCAGGAGAAGGCAUCUGACUGGGAGUACACCAUCACCGUCAGCGCUGCGGAGAUCUACAAUGAGGUCCUCAGGGACCUGCUAGGGAAAGAGCCUCAGGAAAAACUGGAGAUCCGGCUGUGCCCAGACGGCAGUGGGCAGCUGUAUGUACCAGGGCUGACUGAGUUCCAAGUGCAGAGCGUGGACGACAUCAACAAGGUGUUUGAGUUUGGCCACACUAAUCGCACGACCGAGUUCACCAACCUGAACGAGCACAGCUCCCGCUCGCACGCGCUGCUCAUCGUGACGGUGCGAGGCGUGGACUGCAGCACAGGCCUCCGCACCACGGGGAAGCUGAACCUGGUGGACUUGGCUGGCUCGGAGCGCGUGGGCAAGUCGGGGGCCGAGGGCAGCCGCCUGCGGGAGGCGCAGCACAUCAACAAGUCGCUGUCGGCUCUGGGGGACGUCAUUGCUGCCCUGCGCUCCCGCCAGGGCCACGUGCCCUUCCGCAACUCCAAGCUCACCUACCUGCUGCAGGAUUCGCUUAGUGGUGACAGCAAGACCCUCAUGGUGGUACAGGUGUCCCCUGUGGAGAAGAACACUAGCGAGACGCUCUAUUCCCUCAAGUUUGCUGAGAGGGUGCGCUCUGUGGAGCUGGGGCCUGGGCUACGCAGGGCAGAGCUUGGGUCCUGGUCAAGCCAGGAGCAUCUAGAGUGGGAGCCGGCUUGUCAGACGCCACAGCCCUCGGCACGUGCCCACUCAGCCCCCAGCUCUGGGACCAGUAGCCGCCCUGGAUCCAUCCGGAGGAAGCUGCAGCCCUCAGGGAAGUCGCGGCCACUGCCUGUGUGACGGAUGUGACCCCGCUGGGCCUGAAGCUGGGCCCUGAGGUCUCACUGGCCUGUUCCUGCUGCAGCGCCAGGAUCCCCCGGAGGUAGAGGCGAGAGUGGAGGCUCUUCUUCUGCCCCGUCUCCCCUCAGAGAUGAGAAACAUGUUCAGAAGGAAACGGUGUCUCUCGGCUGUGGCUCUGAGUGCAAAUUGCAUGGGCGGAAAGGCGGGGGUGGCUGCUCUUCCUGGCAGGCCUGGGCCAUCAGCGAACUGGGCCCCGUGAGGAGGGCGGGAGUGUGGAGGAGGGUGGGCCUCUCACCCAGGCUGCCUCGGCUCCUCUCCUCAGCUUGCAGAGCUGGCCAGCCCCCUCCUUAGGGGGUGGGCGAGGAGCCUCUGGGCAGACCCAAGAACCAUGGGGACUGGGGUGGGUUGGUGGCACCAAUGGCAGCCCUCCCCGCCCCUCUCCUUCAAGGUGGGUUCCCGCAGCUGGGGGGUGUGCGGAGGUGCAUGGCCUCCCGCCACGGGGCCGUGCUGUGUUUAUGGCUGGCAGAGGCAGCCAGCGGGUGGGGGAUUCUGCUGCUCGCUCACCUGCCUGGCUCGCUGGUCUCUCGAAUUUUCUUCCCUCUGAAAUCCUAUUUAAGAACUUUUGGAAGCUUAGCCAUUUUUACUUAUUAAAAUAAAAGCCUUUUUACACAA
This is a messenger RNA of Pan troglodytes (chimpanzee), 3794 nucleotides long. RefSeq names its product kinesin family member C3 (gene KIFC3). The coding region runs from base 927 to 3122 and encodes 731 amino acids. Lineage: Eukaryota; Metazoa; Chordata; Mammalia; Primates; Hominidae. Gene Ontology annotation, molecular function: microtubule motor activity; microtubule binding; ATP binding. Gene Ontology annotation, cellular component: microtubule cytoskeleton. The transcript is spliced from 17 exons. The record is from RefSeq and is a predicted model, not a curated record. Gene Ontology annotation, biological process: microtubule-based movement.